UCGAAUUACUUGAACGUCUUGAACCUAUCAUGAAUGUGAGCAGUCGAUGCGUCGGAUACAUUAAUAACGGUCGUCGUGAUAAGUUGAAUCGGUUCGCGAUUAGCAUAAGGAUUAGGAUGUAGUGCCCAAUUGUCCACGUACGCGAUCAUUAACAAAGUCCGUCGGAUUUAUCCUCAGUUCCAAAAUCCUAGAACGGACUACGGCCUUUAGAGCAAACUAGCAAAUCACUUGCUAGUCUGACAGGAUUCAAAAAUGCAAAAUUGGAAUCAAUGGCAGCUGUCAGCUGGUGCUGUUACAACUCCAGUGCCACAGCCACCAGUUGGCUAUGCUGCAGCAGCUGGCGCAGAUCCUAUAACUCUGAUGCAAAGUUAUAUGCAAUAUUAUAAUCAACCAGCACCCAGUGGAUAUUCACCAGAACAAUGGGCAGCUGCACAACAGCAAGGUUGGGCUCAAUGGCAACAAUGGCAACAACAAUACCAACAAUGGCAAGCACAAUAUGGUGACAAGUACCAGGAGACGAUGAAGCAUUUAUCUGCGCAGAAUAUGAAUUUGACAGGCCAAAUGCAACUGCCAUCAAAUGUACAGCCACCGCCUCUCCCCAAAGAGGAUGUGCGACCUCCAUUACCUUCUGCAACCACAAAUACAUAUCAGUUUGCAAAUAUGCCACCUCCACAUCAAAAUAAUCUUCCAUUAUUUCCCACGAAAGAACCUGCCAAUAAAACAAUAUCACAAGUGAAUGUGACAAACUAUCCUACGAAUCCACCGCUACCUACGAGUCAGCCACCGUUACCAUCGGAAAUCGGCGAGAAUAGGGAAAGUAUCUCGUUUGAAAAAUGCGCUAGUAAUGUAAUUAGUGAAUCCAAUAGUGCUAAAAAGUUAAAUCUCGAAGUUGAGGAAUUGACUGAAUCUGAGAAAAUAUUUGAUGAACAGUUCCAACAGUGGGAAGAGCAGUUUAAUAAGUGGAAGCAACAGAAUGUCAAUCAUCCAGACAAGACUCAAUACCAGCAAUACGAAGCAAAAUGGACAUCGUGGCGAGAGAAAUUGAUUGAAAGGCGCGAGCAAAUGCGUAAAAAACGCGAACAACAGAAACAAGUCGCCGUGAAAGCGGAAGCUGAAAAAAAUAAGAACAUAUCUGGCGACGACAAAAUAUUAAAUAUUUUAUCAAACACCGAAAAUCAACGAUUAAUUAACAAUCUAUUGGGUAUCGGGCAAACGCUGGGUUUGACAGGAAAACAAAACACUACAGCACCUUUACCACCCCCGCCACCACCUCCUCCACCAUUACCGGAAACUACAAAUUCUAACAAUCAACCCACAACUCAAGGAACGCAAUCAACUCCGUCACAAGCAAACAUGAUAAAAUCCAAUAUUGCGCCAGCUUGGUCCAAUUCACAACAAUGGAGAAAUCAGCAGCAAUAUAAUCCCAGAACAGAAGUGCCAGGAUAUAGUCCAGGGACGCCUACAAUGCCUACAAUGCCUUUAAUGUCUUCAACGCCGGAUGUUGGUCUAUCUCCAAUGAUUUCACCAAAUUUUGCACAACCACCACCAAAUUUGCCAAAUAACCUCAUGCCAAACUUUUCGCAACCUCCACCAAAUUUCUCUAGUAAUGAUCGACCGCAAUUGCAAAAUGUGCGACCGCCAGGUCCAGUAAAUACAAAAGAUUGUCCUCCAUUUAGUUCGGCUGAUCCUUCGAAUAUGGACAUGCGUUUUAUUCAUCCAAAUGAUCGAUUAUCUCACAGUUUUGAUGGACAACCCAACUUUCGAAGAGGCGAUCAGGAACGUUUUGGAUCAGAAGUUAAUAUCAAUCCAAAUUUAAACGAGCAAGAUCAGUUUAAAACUACCGAUACUUUUGACAAAAUUGAAGCGCAACGUUUUAGAAGAGGUGAUAGAAAUUACAGUGACUUCGGGAAUAAUCAAUUGAAUUCACAGGAUAAUUUUAAUUUAAAUAACGAGCAAUUUGGACCGACAAAUGACCGUUUAGGAACAGGAAAUGAUCGUUUUAACAGAGAAAAUAAUAGAUUUGGACCGAUGGGAAAUGACAGGUUCUUAUCAGGAGGCGACCGGUUUGGAUCAAAUAAUGAUCGACUUGCUCCAGGAUCAGAUCGAUUCGGUAACGAAUGGCUUGGACCGGAAGGCGAUCGAUUUAGAGCAGGAAUUGAUCGGUUUGGGAUGGAUAAAGAUCGCCGUGGACUUGCAAACGAUCGAUUUGGUCCAGAUAAUGAACGAUUUCCACCGGAUCGAUUUGCAUCAAGUGCUGAACGAUUUACUCCAGGAUUGGGGACUGAUCGUUUCUCCUCUGGCAACGAUCGUUUUGGACUCAACAGCGAAUAUUUUCGCUCAAACGAUCGAUUCAGCAAAGGUAAUACAGAUUAUUUUGAUUCAAAGGACGUUACAGAUCAUAGACGAGAUAAUUUCGGUACUAAUCCUCGAGGUUUCAAUCGAAAUCCAUCAUUCAGUCCACCGAAUGAGCUAUCACCGGAGCUGAAAAAACUCAUGGAAAAGCGGAAAGCCGCCGGGGACGUAUUCAGACCUAGUUUCAUCGAUUCUGACAAAUCUAGUAGUGUCGGUUCUCUCAGUGAAAGCUUUAAGAAGAUCGCCGGUGAUUCACCUUUUAGAAGCUCCUUUGAUCUUCAAAAGAAUCUACCAAAUCGUAGCGGACCAAUCUCGAACUUCUCAAGCAGUGGACCGUCUAAUUUUCAAUUACAUUCCGAUUUAGGACAGAUUUCCACUCCAUAUGCUCCACGUCACCCUUUUAGGAGUGAUAAUGAACCUCCUUUCAGAGGACCGUUAGACAAUUUUGCUAAACAUCCUAAAGAUUAUAAUGAACGAGGGAAUGAUAUGGAACUUAGAAUACAUCCUAAUCAAUCGCAACCAAUCAAUAUUCAAUCUCAAGUUCCAGUUAAACAUCCCGGUGACAUUGAAACUACUGAUUCUAAUCCUUUAAUACAAACUGAUAAUAUUGCAGAUUCAAAGAAUGCAGAAGCUAUACAAGUAAAUGAGACUGAUAAUACUAAUGAGCAGAAAAAUCUUAUUAUUUCUGAAGAUAAUUCAAAGAAGGUUGACACAGAGGAGAGCAAACUUCUCAGCACUGAUACUCUCUUGCAGCAGGAGGAUAAGGAGCAUGAUAAUAAUCAGACACAAAGUAAUGCUGAAAAAAUAGAAGAAUCUAGAAACAAUAACGAUAGCGAUAUUAAAAAACCUGAAAGCUUGCCCUUCAUGGGUGAAAAUGAUCCAAGACCGGAAGAUUUGAAUAUUGAACCACCGCCAGAACUGCCCAAUUUGUGUCUUAUUUCUACGAACUCCAAUCAGAACGCGCCACUCAAUUCGAUCGAAGAUUUUGAUAAAAAAGGCCCGGCUGGUAACAAAUUCGAUACGCGUUUUGAUCGUAAUUUUGGAUUUAGAGGGAUGGAAUUGAAGUCUGGCGCACCAUUUGAACCUCGAGGAUCGCCGAUGUCUGCUCCUAGAGGUCUUCACACAUUUCCAACGGGUUCGAGUACGUUUCAGCCGCAAGGUUCUAUAAACACACAAUUGGAUCUGCGAGGUUCCAAUGAUGGUCACGUUGGGCCUAAUGCAUCCAAUGAAAGUCGAGUCAAUUCUGGAAUAUCCAACGAUGAACAAUUUAGUGAACGAGGUCGUAACGACCAAUCUGAAGCGCUCAACAGCGGACAGUUCGGUUCACGAGAUGUCAUGGACAGGCAGUUUGACCAAUUUGGCUCGAAAACACUAGGAAAUGGAAAAUUUGGCAGACCUACCGAUCUGCAGUUUAGGCCAAGAGGCCCAAUUGAUUCGUCGUUUCCUCCGCGAAAUCCUUUUGGUCCCAGAGGCAAUGAAAUGCAGUUCAGACCUAGAGGCAUUAAUGAUCGUUUGGAUUCUCGAACAAUCUUUGAAGGACCAUUUGGUCCGCGAGGACUUAACGAUGGGUCAUUCGAGCGAAUGAGCGGACCCAAUGAUAGUUUUCUUAAUACUCGACAUCUUAUUGAUCCGCAACACGGCCCUAUGGGUCCUAACAGAUUCGGUAGAAUGAAUGAGGUAUCAUUCGAUAAGAGACCUCCCUUUGAUAAUAGCGGAGUUUUUGGAUUUCCUGGCGAAAGAUCGCUUGGUCCUCGAAUGUCCAACGAAGGACCACUUGGUCUUCGUGGUUCUAAUGAUAUUUCACUCGGAUCUCGCGAUUCAAAUGACGCUCUUCUUCAACGUAAUUCGAAUUUCAACGAGAAUCAACUCGAAUCUCGAGAUUCUAACAAUGGGUCUUUCGAACCGUCAAACUUCAAAGCGAGAGGAUCCCUAAGCGACACUAACAAUGCAAGUUUCCCAUCUCGGAGCGAUUCUUUUCAUAAUCGUAGCGAUUACAUGCGUAGGAAUUCUUACAAUCCUAGAAGAGAACAGUUUGAAGAUAAUAUUUCUGCUAAGAAGGCCAGGUAUGAGAGCCCAAAACCGGCCGAUGAGUUUACUAGAAGCUGUCCAGAGAACGAGAAUAUUGACAUAGAAAUGCGAAAGGAUAAGACAACUGAGUAUGCUGGAAAUACAUCUAAUCUUCACAAAAAAGAAUUAGAGAUCGUACCUCGUCCAAGAUAUGGGCCUAAUGAUACUUGGAAGGAUAAGUUUGGCAACGAUUUAAGGCCCGAUAUAACUCAACAAAACAUCGAUAGUAAUGUUCCAAAUAUGUUUGAUGAGAAAUUGAAAUCGGAAAAGAUCACAACCGAACCGAAGACGGUGGGCGAUUACAGGCCACAACACAACGAAUCUGCGGCCAGUCCUGCGGAUUUCCAGAAGAAACAUUCCUCUAACUUGUUUAUGAAGCGAUCACAAUUGAGAACUAGUCAAGAUUUUUGCGUGCAGAGACAGUUCAAUUAUAAUCACGGCGAAAUUGAUAAGAAGUUUGUUGAACCACUUAAUUUUACUCCGAUGAAGGUAAUCGAUUAUGGACACGCAUCUCGUCUGUCAAUUACGGAUCAGCAUUUAUCACCUGUUCAGUGCUUCGAUUAUGGUCACGGCAAUCAGAAAUCGGUGGUCCUGGAUCGUGAGCAGCAUCAACAACAGCAUCAUCAUCAUCAUUAUGCGAAAAAAGAUGUUAAGAACUGGAUGGAAAACGAAGAAAAUUUGAAGGAGUACACUGAGAAAGGAUAUGUAGAAAAAACGAGGAAGUAUGAGAACUACGAUGCGCGUAGAUCGACAGAUUAUAACAAACGAAAGGAACAUGAUUGGCAAUCGAGUGAUAAAAUGUAUGAAGCCGAAAGAAAAGAGAACGAUGACUGUAAAGAGAAAGGAUACAAUCCCAAAUCGGAAAUUUUUGAACGUAAUUCUAGUAACGAUCAGAACGAUCUAUAUCAAAGCGAUCGAAGCAUUAACAAAGAACGGGUUCAAGAGAUACGCGAAAAUUCCCGAAAGGAAACGAAUAAAGACAAUGACAAAGAUGAUAACAGAUCGAAAGGAAGUGUUAACUGGCAGGAGAGUACGAACAAGAACGUCGUAGACACAAAGCUACAAGAAACCAGUCUUCCCCUAGAAACAAAGAAAAAUGUUGUGGAAUCAACUACAAAAACUCUCGAAUUGGCAAAAAUGCCAAACUACACGAUGGUCGAUGAUCUACUGUGCCCACCGGGUCGCCAGAACAGACCAUUAAAAAUAGCUAUUAUUCUCAGAGGACCACCUGGUAGUGGCAAAUCUUUCGUGGCUAAACUUAUUAAGGAUAAAGAAGUUGAACAAGGUGGCUCUGCGCCGAGAAUAUUGAGUUUAGAUGAUUAUUUCCUUGUCGAGAAAGAAAUAGAGACUAAGGAUGAUAAUGGAAAAAAAGUUACAGUGAAGGAAAUGGUAUAUGAAUAUGAAGAAGCUAUGGAACAGAGUUACGUAACAUCUCUGGUUAAAGCCUUCAAGAAAAAUAUAACAGACGGAUUCUUCAGUUUUAUUAUAUUGGACUGUAUUAAUGAGAAGAUUUCAGAUUAUGAAGAAAUGUGGAGUUUCGCCAAAACAAAAGGCUUUAAAGUAUAUGUAUGCGAGAUGGAAAUGGAUCUGCAAAUAUGCUUGAAAAGGAACAUUCACAAUCGUACCGAGGACGAAAUUAAUCGGAUUAUAGAUUACUUUGAACCGACGCCCAGCUAUCACCAAAAGUUAGAUGUGAACUCGAUGUUGCAAGAUCAGGCAAUAGAAGAGGUCGAUAUGGAAGAUAGUGAAGAAACGCAAGAGAAAUCAAUUAUCCAAAAUGAAGAUAGUCAAGAUAGCCAUGAGGACACUCAAGAAAUUGGUGUUAGCAAAUGGGAGAAAAUGGAAGUUGAAGAUAAACUAGAUCGAUUAGAUGGUUUAGCAAGAAAGAAAAACGAAACAAAACCUCAAACUAUGGAAGAUUUUCUUCAAGUUCCUGACUAUUAUAAUAUGGAAGACACGUCUGGUAAAAAACGAGUACGUUGGGCUGAUCUAGAAGAACGUAAGGAGCAGGAGAAAAUGCGCGCCGUUGGAUUUGUUGUCGGACAUACUAAUUGGGAUCGAAUGAUGGAUCCUACAAAAGGCGGAAGCGCUUUAACACGUACAAAAUCUUGAUCACAUUGACUCUACUGGUUAUUCAAGUUGACCAUCAUAUCUAUCGAUUUUGCCCUGAAGUGAAUUCCACUAUCGGUAUUUUAAUACGUGAGCCCAUGUUGAAACAGCAGAAACAAAAGUUUUCACUCAUCGUUUCGUCGUGUACGCCGAGCUAUAAGAAACCAUAGACAUAAAUAUAUUAUACAUUAUAUAUUUGUGUGAGAAACGAAUUAUCCACAAAUAUAUCAUUAUUUUACGUAUCAUCAUUGUUAUUUAAUCAUAAAGUUAUUAUUGCUUAUUGAGAUAAAAGAAAUAUCACCGACAAGAGAUCGAUGGUUUUUAGCGUGAGAAAAAAAAAAGCUGCUUGCUACUGUAGGUAAGUAAAGUAAGUUUUUGCAUUGUCGACAAUUGGUACAAUAAUAUUAAUGUUUAGUUUGUUGUUCUUGAGGAGUUACAUAAAACAUCUAUAUAUUUUCGAUAAAACGAAAUAAGUAAAUGAACUAUAAUAAAAUAACCG
Cataglyphis hispanica is the source of this 7027-nucleotide messenger RNA. RefSeq lists its product as uncharacterized. The coding region runs from base 253 to 6531 and encodes 2092 amino acids. The transcript is spliced from 16 exons. Gene Ontology annotation, biological process: regulation of telomere maintenance. NCBI's taxonomy places the organism in Eukaryota, Metazoa, Arthropoda, Insecta, Hymenoptera, Formicidae. The record is from RefSeq and is a predicted model, not a curated record. Gene Ontology annotation, cellular component: nucleus.